Eubalaena glacialis (North Atlantic right whale) is the source of this 1013-nucleotide messenger RNA. Its product is annotated as zinc finger Ran-binding domain-containing protein 2-like. Gene Ontology annotation, biological process: RNA processing. The record is from RefSeq and is a predicted model, not a curated record. The transcript has a single exon. Gene Ontology annotation, molecular function: RNA binding; lipopolysaccharide binding. NCBI's taxonomy places the organism in Eukaryota, Metazoa, Chordata, Mammalia, Artiodactyla, Balaenidae.
CUGUGGUGGCGGCGUCCAAGAUGUCGACGAAGAAUUUCCGAGUCAGUGACGGUGACUGGAUUUGCCCUGACAAAAAAUGUGGAAAUGUAAACUUUGCCAGAAGAACUAGCUGUAAUAGAUGUGGUCGAGAGAAAACAACUGAGGCUAAGAUGAUGAAAGCUGGAGGCACUGAAAUAGGAAAGACACUCGCAGAAAAGAGCCGAGGCUUGUUUAGUGCUAAUGACUGGCAGUGUAAAACUUGCAGUAAUGUGAAUUGGGCCAGAAGAUCAGAGUGUAACAUGUGUAAUACUCCAAAGUAUGCUAAGCUGGAAGAAAGAACAGGAUAUGGUGGUGGUUUUAAUGAAAGAGAAAAUGUUGAAUAUAUAGAAAGAGAAGAAUCUGAUGGUGAAUAUGAUGAGUUUGGAUGUAAAAAGAAAAAAUACAGAGGGAAGGCAGUUGGUCCUGCAUCUAUUUUAAAGGAAGUUGAAGAUAAAGAAUCUGAGGGAGAAGAAGAGGAUGAGGAUGAAGAUCUUUCUAAAUAUAAAUUAGAUGAGGAUGAGGAUGAAGAUGAUGCUGAUCUCUCAAAAUAUAAUCUUGAUGCCAGUGAAGAAGAAGAUAGUAAUAAAAAGAAAUCUAAUAGACGAAGUCGCUCAAAGUCUCGGUCUUCACAUUCACGAUCUUCAUCACGCUCAUCCUCCCCCUCCAGUUCAAGGUCUAGGUCCAGGUCCCGUUCAAGAAGUUCUUCCAGUUCGCAGUCAAGAUCUCGUUCCAGUUCCAGAGAACGUUCGAGAUCUCGUGGGUCGAAAUCAAGAUCCAGCUCCAGGUCCCACAGGGGCUCUUCUUCCCCAUGAAAAAGAUCUUACUCAAGUUCAUAAUCUUCUCCUGAGAGGAACAGAAAGAGAAGUCGUUCUAGAUCUUCUUCAUCUGGUGAUUGCAAAAAAAGACGAACAAGAUCACGGUCACCUGAAAGGCACCACAGGUCACCUUCUGGAUCAUCCCAUUCUGGUUCCCGUUCAAGUUCAAAAAAGAAAUAA